Molecule: messenger RNA, 2094 nt
Organism: Strongylocentrotus purpuratus (purple sea urchin)
Lineage: Eukaryota; Metazoa; Echinodermata; Echinoidea; Camarodonta; Strongylocentrotidae
Product: arylsulfatase B
Exons: 8
Coding region: 385-1956 (523 amino acids)
Source: RefSeq, a predicted model, not a curated record
AUCUGACAGAUACAAGCGCUAUACAAGAACCCAAUAUCAUUAUUAUUGUUAUCUAUUGUCAGAUUUACCGCUUCAAUUAAAGUAUCAUUUUCGUUGCCAAAGUCAAAUAUCACGAAGUUUGUUUUGGUCUGAUUAAUCUUUAAUUUAUUUGCGGACACUUCAAUAAUUAUUAUUUGCUGGUACGUCAUGGCACCUCCAAUGUUUACGGCCAUCUACCAAGGACGCUUUGCUUUAACUGCUGCCAAUAUACUUGUUGGUAUAAAGGUGACGCGUUUGUGGCUUUUAUUGACAUUCAACGAGCUUUCCACCGAGAGUGUGGAAUUACAGAGCUGUCACGGAGUUCGACUUGUUACAUUUUACUAAACACCGCGGUUAGGAUCAAAGAUGACAGUUUUUCCCAGAAACACGGGGCUGGUCUUUGCUCUCGCUCAGCUAGUAGUCCUAGCUCUGGCGAGCCCGCCGACUCCGCACAUCGUGUUCGUCAUGGUAGACGAUCUCGGAUACAACGAUGUCGGUUACCAUAGCGACGGAUCAGCGAUUGAGACAGAUAACAUCGAUGCUCUUGCAGCCGGAGGACUGAAGCUCGAGAGUUAUUACGUCGCCCCACUCUGCACACCCUCAAGAAGCCAGUUCCUCAGUGGAAAAUAUCUGAUUCACAAUGGGAUGCAGCACCUUGUUAUCGAUCCGAGAGUGCCCCGAUGUCUUCCUCUUGGUGAUGACACCAUGGCCAACAAACUCACUGAUGCAGGCUACGCUACCCAUCUCGUUGGUAAAUGGCAUCUUGGAUUCUACAAGCAGGAAUGCUGGCCCCUCAACAGGGGCUUCCAAUCAUUCUUUGGAUUGCUACUUGGUAGUGGGGAUCAUUUCUCUCACAACUACACUGAUGUCGGGAGCGGUAGGCCUAAUGCUAAAUGUGGUCAGAACUUUGUUGGCAUGGAUCUACGUGAUGAUGAAGUCAAUGUCCAACCCGUCUACGAGGAUCAACAUUCGACCACCAUCUUUACCGAGAGAGCGCAGUCAAUCAUCAGAGCACAUGACCAAAACGAACCCAUGUUCAUGUACCUGUCCUACCAGGCACCUCAUCUCCCGUUCGAAGUUCCAGACGAGUACUUUGUCAGCUACCGCGGUAAGAUUAAUAAUCGAAACCGUCGCACGUAUGCAGGUAUGGUGACGAUGUUAGACGAGUCGAUCGGCCAACUGACUGAUACCUUGAAGGAGGAAGGACUUUGGAAUGACACCGUCUUCAUCUUCUCAACCGAUAAUGGCGGCGUGGGCAAGAAAAACGCAGGUAACAACUGGCCCCUGCGUGGUGUCAAGGGCAACUACUUCGAAGGUGGGAUUAGAGGCGUAGGCUUCGUCGCAGGCCCAUUGCUGUCAACCAACGUCCAGGGCACGAUCAGCACAGAUUUAAUGCAUAUAAGCGACUGGUACCCAACCCUAGUUGAGGGGGUUGCCAAUGUGACGUUGAACCACACUGAGUUGGGCCUGGAUGGAGUUAACAUGUGGGAUGUGAUUAGCCAAGGUGAAUCUGGUGACCCUGAUCGUGAGAUCGUCUACAAUAUAGACCCUGACAUGCAGCGCCCAGCUAGCAUUGAUUCAAAGUAUGACAGCUAUGCUGCCGUCUUCGAUAUCUCUAUCCAUGCCUCAAUAAGGAGAGGCGACAUGAAGCUCGUGACUGGUUACCAAGCUGAUACGGAUUGGCUUGCGCCUGUUGAAUCGGGUUUCGCCAGCGUCUACGCAACCGACGCCGGGAAAGCCAUCUGGUUGUACAACAUCACUGCUGAUCCUACCGAGCAAGACGACCUCUCCGACUCCAUGGCUGACGAGGUGGUUGACCUCCUGGGACGUCUCCAAUCUUACUACACGGGUUCUAGGUUCGAAGCCCCGGCCAACCCUGGCAUAGAUUGUGACUCCGACCCUGCCCUGUAUGGGAAUCUGUGGACCAACUGGGAGUAGAGCCAAGUAGAACUACCUCAACCUCAAAGUCGACCCCAACCUCAACCUUACAUAUCUUUUAAACAUCAUCUUACCUCAUAUUAUAUAGAGUAUAUAAUCUAACUUUAUUGCUUUUGAUGAUUAACUUACUCUAUCUCA